GUAUAAAAAAAAAAUAGUUGAGUUGGCAAACAUAUAAAAACAAACGGAACAUGGAGGAGACAAUUAUUCUUAUAUUGUUGGUAAUUGUGAUGCUAGUUGGAUCGUACCUAUCUGGAAGUAUACCUUUGGUAAUGAAAUUGAGUGAGGAAAAAUUAAAGUUUGUCACGGUACUUGGCGCUGGGUUGUUGGUGGGCACAGCCCUCACAGUUAUUAUACCAGAGGGUAUACGUUCCUUAUAUAUGGACACCCAGCGACCUCAAACAGAUGCAAACACAUCCCAAUUGUCAGCCGGCCUGAUCAAGCCACAUGAUUACUCGCGUACAAUAGGACUUUCUCUUGUGCUGGGGUUUGUUUUCAUGAUGCUUGUGGACCAAGUUUCACAACGAAAAACCAACAAAGGAAAUGAAAAUGACAAGAAUAUUACGGCUACCCUCGGACUAGUGGUGCAUGCUGCAGCUGAUGGAGUUGCUUUGGGUGCAGCAGCAACAACUAGUCACCAGGAUGUAGAAAUAAUUGUAUUUCUAGCUAUUAUGCUACACAAGGCUCCGGCUGCGUUUGGCUUAGUUAGCUUUUUGCUGCAUGAAAAAGUUGAACGACAACAAAUCCGAAAGCACCUUGGUAUAUUUUCCCUGUCCGCACCAUUGCUGACGCUCCUCACUUACUUUGGCAUUGGGCAAGAACAAAGAGAGACACUUAAUUCGGUAAAUGCUACUGGAAUCGCCAUGUUAUUUUCCGCCGGAACCUUUUUGUACGUUGCAACAGUUCACGUAUUGCCUGAAUUAACUCAGGGCGGGUGCAGUCAUCCCAACCGAAAAGGCGGACCCGGGAAGUAUGACUACCAUGCUAUAGAGGAAUCUCGAGAGGCUGCUACGAAUGACUCAUCUGCUAAUGGAUCAGCUCAAUCUUAUAAUGUACAAGGCCUGAGGUACAGCGAGCUUAUUAUCAUGAUAUGCGGUGCCUUACUGCCGCUAGUCAUCACAUUUGGGCAUCAGCAUUAGCAAAAGAAUUAAAUUUCUAAAUUGCAGCAGCAAUAGAAUUCCCAUCACUCAUUCAAUUUGUAAAUAAGACUUCGCAUAGGGCUAUUUGUAAGUACAACUGUUGUUGAAAUAUUUGUUUUGAUUGCAUUCCUUUUUUCCAUAUUUUGGGGUCCAAUUCAUCGCAAAAUUAUUACAUUCAACAAAUUCGUGUUUGAUCAUUUAUUUAUUUGUUAUAUUUAUAUGUAUGCAAUAAUAAUAUAAUGACUUAUGUAUAGGCGACUUGGCUUAAACGCA
Messenger RNA from Drosophila virilis, 1271 nucleotides. It is a transcript of the gene Zip102B, whose product is annotated as Zinc/iron regulated transporter-related protein 102B. Gene Ontology annotation, cellular component: membrane. The record is from RefSeq and is a predicted model, not a curated record. Gene Ontology annotation, molecular function: metal ion transmembrane transporter activity. Gene Ontology annotation, biological process: transmembrane transport; zinc ion transport. Lineage: Eukaryota; Metazoa; Arthropoda; Insecta; Diptera; Drosophilidae.